GUAGAUGUCUGAUUUCUGCAUUAAAUAAAACUUGAGAAAAAAAGGUGUAGAAAGAAAAAAAGUUAAAGUAAAUUUUUUUAAACGAUUAGGCGUAUGUAUUUGGAUUGUUUAAUUGGAAAAAAUGUGUGUCAUUAUAUUAGUUAUUAAUUAAAGUGCCAAAAAAAUGAGUAAAUAAAAGGUAUCAAGCGCGGAUUGGACAAUUAGAAAAAACAAACCACAAAUAUGAUUCCUUAAAAGAAUGAAAUGAAACACUCUCACACAAAACUAAUGAAAAAAAAUAAUAAUUUUGUCUGCCACCAAGUACUAGUCACAGCAAUAAAAUAAAGUAAAAAAAGAAAAACAUUACUUACGAAGAAAAUACGUAAAGUUAAAUAAACAAGAAAUACAACAUCAUUUGCAUUUAUUGAUACAAGAUUAACAAUUUUAUUUAUUUCUAAACAAUACACAUUACUUUUAUAAUUAUUAAUAUUAGAAAUAAAUUGCCACUUUAAAGGUAGCAGCAGUAGGCAAACAAAUAGACACACGUACACACAAACACAGAGUAAAUUUACACAAAAAAAAAUGGGUAAUAAAAAUUCUUGCUGUGCCUAUUCGAGUCCACAAUCGGAUCGAAAAUCAAAAGACAUACCGCCCGUUUACGAAGAACGGCAUCAUAUACACCAGCACAAUUCGCAGCAUCAAUUGGAUGGCCAUGGUCAUGGUACAGCCUCUACUGCGGCGGUUCAUCACAACGAAGAGUUGAAUGACAAUCCACAGCAUCUGCAGCAUAUCUCAGAACGUGAAGGUGUAGAAGGGGAGGAGGAUCCCUCGGUAGAUCCUACAGCAGCCACAAUGUUUUUAGAACGUUCCAAGAUUGAAAAUGGUGGUAUAACACGCAAAAGAUCUCAACACCAAAUCGCUCAACAGAAUUCUACGGGAGGCUUGAAGAAAUCUUCCUCUUGUUCUACCAUCUUUCUAGAUGACAGCACUGUCUCACAGCCAAAUUUAAAGAACACGGUUAAGUGUGUGUCACUAGCUAUUUACUAUCACAUUAAGAACAGACAGUUCGACCGGCGCUUAGAUAUAUUCGAUGAAAAACUACACCCUUUGACACACGAUCCGGUGCCCGAUGAUUACGAUACCCACAAUCCAGAACAUAGACAAAUUUAUAAAUUUGUGCGCACUUUAUUCAAUGCCGCCCAGUUGACGGCUGAAUGUGCCAUUAUUACACUAGUCUAUUUGGAGCGUUUAUUAACGUAUGCCGAAUUAGAUGUGGCUCCCUGCAACUGGAAGCGCAUGGUAUUAGGCGCCAUUUUACUAGCCUCCAAAGUAUGGGAUGAUCAGGCUGUUUGGAAUGUGGACUAUUGUCAGAUCUUAAAAGACAUUACGGUUGAAGAUAUGAAUGAGUUGGAACGCCAAUUUCUAGAACUAUUGCAAUUCAACAUUAAUGUACCCUCAUCGGUGUAUGCCAAGUAUUAUUUCGAUUUACGCACACUAGCCGAGGCCAAUGAACUAUCAUUCCCCACAGAACCACUAUCGAAAGAGAGAGCCCAAAAGUUGGAGGCCAUGUCGAGGGUUAUGCAGGAUAAGGUCACAGCUGAGGCUUUAAAGAAUGGCAUUAAGAAAUGGUCCUCUAUGGACAAUAUCAGUCAAGGUGGACCCAGACGUAGUGUUGCUAUACUAUCGUGAUUUUUAUUAGUUUAUUAAAGUUGAAACAAAAGAAAAGAAAAAAAUAAAAUAAGGUUCACUUAUCAAAAUCCAAAGUUAUAAAUGGUUUGCUGCAACCUACUUUAUAAAGCAAAAGAAAACAAAACAAAAAAAGAGAAAAGGAAACCAAUUGCCAAAACAUAUUUCUAUUAUGCACACACCCACAA
Molecule: messenger RNA, 1853 nt
Organism: Lucilia cuprina (Australian sheep blowfly)
Lineage: Eukaryota; Metazoa; Arthropoda; Insecta; Diptera; Calliphoridae
Gene: CycY
Product: cyclin-Y
Exons: 1
Coding region: 562-1668 (368 amino acids)
Biological process (GO): regulation of canonical Wnt signaling pathway; regulation of cyclin-dependent protein serine/threonine kinase activity
Cellular component (GO): plasma membrane
Molecular function (GO): protein kinase binding; cyclin-dependent protein serine/threonine kinase activator activity
Source: RefSeq, a predicted model, not a curated record